This is a messenger RNA of Haliotis rufescens (red abalone), 3143 nucleotides long. RefSeq lists its product as uncharacterized. Bases 3 to 740 code for a protein of 245 amino acids. The record is from RefSeq and is a predicted model, not a curated record. The transcript has 4 exons. NCBI's taxonomy places the organism in Eukaryota, Metazoa, Mollusca, Gastropoda, Lepetellida, Haliotidae.
AGAUGUCGGUUCAGGCACUCGCCGGUGUGAUAUUCUAUGUUUGUAUCACAGGUCUGCAGAACACAGUUGGAGAAAGCAUUGCUUUCGGCAAAAACGCCAAACAAAGUACCACUUAUCGAGAAAAUGAUGCAAGCCACGCCCUCAAUCGGACGUUCUCGUAUACAGGAUCAGUUACAGGCCCUGUCAUCUCGCCCUGGUGGGAGGUCGACCUGAGGGGCUACUUUAGAAUCAGCAUCAUCACCCUCACAGCAGGCAAAUUUUAUAUUAACAUGAGAAAUGCCUCCGUGGAGGUGAUGGACAAAGAUGUCAGCCUCUGCUCUGAUGUCCAGUCGGAGUGGUGUGGGAAUGUGUCCAGCACUGCCACUGCUCGGGAAGAGUUCACCUUCACCUGCAAUGCCACAUUCCCUGUCCGCUUUGUCCGUGUCACAAGGCGAUCUACCAACUAUACAUACCUCGCUAUCGGACAUGUGGAUGUUCAAGGGAUCGGGGCUACAAAACGAUACCGUUCCCACUACACGCCCACAGCCAACGGGAAGGUGUCCAUCCCAUUCUUGACUACAUCAGCCGUAACAGCCGGAGCUUGUGGCAUCCUUUGUCAUAAAAGUCAUUCUUGCAUCGACUUCAGCUACAGCACAACUGCCUCAACUGAAGCUAACUGCAUGCUAACCGACAAAGUAGUACCCCAGAAUUCUUCCGGACAUAACCACUGGACCAUGUACACCCUGGCCAGCUGCCUGUAAACACCACUCAACUCAAACUGGAAACAUUGAAACUACACUCUGAAUCGUAACAGAAGUAGACUAGACAUUUGAUUUAAACAAUAUUUAUUUCCCAGAAAAGGAAUGGGAUUGACGAACAGGUUCAACCUAUUUAAACACCUCUCCCUACAAAGGACAUUUAACAAUUAAUGGGAGUAAACUGGUAGACGAGACAUUUGUUGUGGAAACAUUAUUUAUAUAUUAUACAGAAAAUUGUCAGUGGGAUAAUUCGGACUUUGUGAGAGUUUUUCGUCAAAUGAAAUGAUUGUAAACACGUCUUUGGAAUCAGAACAUUUGUAGUGACAUUGCUGGAACAGUAAUGCAUGGGAUACUUCCUUUUAUUCCUUUUAAGAGAUUGUGACGAUUCUAACACACUUUUUUUGUUAGAUCACAGAAACUGCACAAUCACUUUGCUAUCACCACAAUAGUAACACGUAUGUUUUAUGUCUGUUUAUUACGUGUUCAUCACACUUACUUUUAAUACUGGCAAUAGCUUCAUACUCUGCCAGUAUCAGAAACAAAAGUACUUGACUGUUGAACCAUGUCCCUUGGAAUUUCCAGAUACCCUGUAACCAGCCAUCUGGGCAUGUUGCGUUCACUCCCAGUAAUGAGGAAUGUCUUGAAUGUCACAAACUCUCAAGGGUGACGAUUAUCAUCUCCAAGUAGAACCAGCCAGAGAAAUGUUACCUUUGGGUUGUGUUAAUGUCCCAAAUCUCAUAUGUGACUUUCUCCCCAGUCACUUCAUUGUUGAGCCGUCCUGUCACCACCAUGACUGGAGCAUGCCCUAGAGCCUAUUCUAACCCGAUUAGAAUAGGUCCAUCCCGGCAGAUGUCCUUCCCGUGUGAGCCGAAUAUAUGGGUGUACUGCUGUCACGUGUAAGGCAACAAACAGACAUUUACUUUUGUAUGCAAAUUGUGUGAGUAGCGGGUACUAUAGCGGUAGAGCUGGACAUGUUUUCCCUUUUAGAGAACACCUGGUGUCGUCACUGAUUUUCAGUGAUCCGGUCAUAUAAUUUUCACCACUAUUUUGGAUUUUUCACCCAAUGGAAUCUGUUUCGGCAGAUUUCUGUGUUGUUUGUGAGUAGAAAUAGAAUUUUAGCCAAGUGAGAAAUGUGUUGAGUGUUGGUGGUAGUGCAGAAGGUGGUAUAGAGUACUGUAGAAAUAACCAAUGCUUACUGUUGACUGAUUUUGCGUUCUAUGGAAACUUUGGUUUUCGUAUUUGAUGGUUUCCGGCUAGUUUCUAUUUAUUGGUUUACUAGUGGUUAUCAUGACGUGGGAAUCUUACUCAUGUCCGAGUUGUCUUAGUUUGCUUGCCAUUUAGUUUCCCGAAACACGAAUGUUACCCUCUGUCAGAAUAGUUUACGUCUGGUUGAUAUUAGGUGUUGGUUUCAGUAUACCCGGAAACUUACACACGUCAAGUUUCCUACUGAUUUCCUGGUCGUUUCCAUAAAUCUUGUAGAUAUUUUCAGCUUACUCUGUGUGUGCUUCAUUAGCUCUCCUGUUGGAGAACAAAUGUUAAGUUUCCGCCUGGUUAAGUUUUGUUUCCGAUGAGAACCUGAUAUUCACAAUGUGUGGCCUGGUCACGUUGUAACACUCGAGCAUACUGCGGUCACCAUUGAUUUGUCCACAUCACCUUCAUCAUCAAGACGUUUUUUAUGAUAUACCCACAUCAUUGCUAACUGAAAUCUCCAAACAAAAUCACUCAUUCACUCUGCUGAGUUUUAGCUUUAAAACAUUUAUAUUUUCACUAUUUCGUAGAUUCUUAGACACAUACUAGAUGCUCAAAUGUGAUUUUGUCCUUCCAAGUAAACAAAUAGUUUUUGUGUUGACGGUUACAUAAUCAGUCCCUUGAUUUUCCACAAGUAGAAUUAGUUUUUGCCAUACUUACAUGCACAUAUAUGUUGCCAGAUUCUUAUAUCAACUCUUAGUGUCUUUUUAUUGUGUACAUGUAAACGUCUAAAAUCUGCAUCACUGCUGGCGUUCCUCCCACAUGAAGUUGACACACAGUGCUAUACCUGAAAUACUCUUCAAAGAAACGAAACUGAAAUUUGAACAACAAAAGAAACUGAGGUUUACGCAAAAUCACUCAUCUUAGUCAAACAUGCAGGCAAAGACAACUCUCAGUCCAUGUAGGAAUGUCUCAGACAAUUGAAACUUAAAGCGAAACAUAUCAAAACAUUUCAUUGAAAUAUCCCUUUUCUCUUUGGAAAAGUAAAUACAUCAAUAAUUAUGCAAUUGUUUCAUUUCAUAAACAAACUCUUUUUAGUGUGAUACGUGCCCCCUUAGCGAUACUGCAGAUGCAGGUGUGUCAGAAAAAGUCUGAAAAACAUUAUUUUAGGAAAGGGAACUUUGUUUUGAGACUUUUUGAGAAAUACAAUUAAAUAAA